GGCGGGGCUUCUCUGCGGGGAAGCAAGUGAAGACCGGAGAGCUCUCGCGCCUCAAUGUUUCUCAUCAGUCUCGCGCAGACGACAUCAAAGGAAGCCGAGCUCAUUAACAUCAAACAAACCGAUCAACACCAAGUCGCUACUUUGUUUGUGGACUCGUCGUUUGUUUAUUCUUGUUGACUUGUUUUCGACUCGCACGAGGACGCCGCUCACCUGGAGGACACCUGGAGUCAUCGACGCUGUUUUAUUCCGGAUGCGUCUUCCGGCGGACGCGCGCGUCGAGCAGCAGGAGGCCCAGUGAUGCUGCCCGGCUCCCUCCACCCGGCUUCAGCGGCCAGCAGUCACGCCAGCCAGCGGCGCCGGUUCCUCGGCCCCCACAACACGCCGGAGGAGGACGAUGAGACCAUGAGCACGGAUGAGCGAGAAGCCGGCGGGGUCCACGAGCCGGACUCCGCCCGCCGGCCGGCUCCGGGGCGCGCCGCCUUCGCCGAGGACCCCCCGUUCCCCUACCCGCCGGGCUCCGCCGGCUUCUGCUGGUACCAGCCGCCCGGCCGCCUGCCCGCCGCGUACAGCCAGCCCACGCCGUUCCCCAGCCGGGCCGACGGCGCCUGGCACCACCCGAGCUUCGCCAGCGGCUGGUCGGGGUACCCCAGCAGCCUGCCGUCCUCUCUGAACCAGAAGGACCGGUCCCACGGCCCCGGGGACGCGAGCAGCCUCUCGGGGUACAAGUCCGUGUCCCUGCCGGGCCGGCGCAGCCCGAAUCCGAGCAGCCUGGAGCAGCCGCUGUCGCUGUGCUCCAACCCGCCGUCCGGCAACUUGUGCCACCACACCUUGUCUCCGUACUCGUGCCCACCGCAGGGAGCCGCCUGCUGCGCCCAGUGCCCUGCAGACGGCUUCCAAGGGGGGCCCGCGGGGGCGUGGCCUCAGUGCCACCCGGACUACGGCCCCUACGGCGCCUGCAGACCCUCAUUCGGAUUCUCUUCGCCACGCGUCGCUCCGGCUAAAGAGAAGCAGCCGGCUCACAGCGCGUCGCUCUCGCCGGAGCAGAGGAGGGUUUUCGUCACCUACGAAGCCGACGACGACAAACACGUCAACGAGAUCAUCAACUUCGUGGCUCUGCUGCGACACAACGGCUUCGACACGCACAUCGAUAUCUUCGAGCAGCAGUUCAGGAGCAUCAGCAAGAUCGACUUCAUGGAGCGCUACCUGAGCGAGAAAGAGUACCUGAUCAUCAUCAUCAUCAGUCCCAAGUACUACGAGACCGUGACGGCGUCCCCCGUCGGUCUGGAGAACGACGAGCGGACCUUCAACACCGUCUACAUCCACAAACAGCUCCAGAACGAGUUCAUCCAGAACGGGAGCAAGAACUUCCGCUUCAUCCCCGUCGUGUUUCCCCGAGCCAAGAAGAGCCACGUCCCGAACUGGCUGCAGAACACACACGUGUACGAGUGGCCGCUCCACCGGGACGACAUCCUGCGGCGGCUGAUGAGGGUCGAGAAGUACGUCUCGCCUCCGAUCGGGGCGCUGCCCACCAUCGUGUCCAUCCCCAUAUAGAGAGACCCCCAGAGAGAGACCCCCAGAGAGAGACCCCCAUAGAGAGAGACCCUUAUAGAGAGAGA
Molecule: messenger RNA, 1616 nt
Organism: Cyclopterus lumpus (lumpfish)
Lineage: Eukaryota; Metazoa; Chordata; Actinopteri; Perciformes; Cyclopteridae
Gene: traf3ip2l
Product: TRAF3 interacting protein 2-like
Exons: 10
Coding region: 298-1551 (417 amino acids)
Biological process (GO): positive regulation of canonical NF-kappaB signal transduction; humoral immune response
Source: RefSeq, a predicted model, not a curated record